Molecule: messenger RNA, 1673 nt
Organism: Thunnus maccoyii (southern bluefin tuna)
Lineage: Eukaryota; Metazoa; Chordata; Actinopteri; Scombriformes; Scombridae
Gene: tomm22
Product: translocase of outer mitochondrial membrane 22 homolog (yeast)
Exons: 4
Coding region: 222-623 (133 amino acids)
Biological process (GO): intracellular protein transport
Cellular component (GO): mitochondrial outer membrane
Source: RefSeq, a predicted model, not a curated record
UGCCCGGCUGCCGUCAUCCGACUCUCACGCUUUCUUACUGUGACCUCAGGCUUUCGUCGGACCAGGUGCACGUCUAGUAGCAUUUAGCUUCAAAGAAAGCAGUUGGGAGAUUAUCAGAAAUACACUAAACUGACUGUGGGCUUCACCGUGUCUUCCAGCGACUUGUUCGCCGUGCGUACAGCUGACAGUAACCCGACAGAGAGGAGCAGCUAGCGGGAGACAUGGCCACUAUCGAGGAGCUUUCCCCCGCUGCGGGCCCGGUGUCUACCCGGCCCCCCGAGGACGAGAUUGACGACGAUGAAGAUGAAGAUCUGGAUGAGACUCUGGUGGAGAGGUUGUGGGGCCUGACAGAGAUGUUCCCUGACACAGUUCGCACUGCUGCCGAGGUUUCUGCACAGUGCUCUGUCUCACUGGCCAAGAAGUUUUACAGUUUUUCCCGCUCGGCCCUCUGGGUGGGCACUACCUCCUUCAUGAUCCUGGUGCUGCCUGUGGUGUUUGAGACGGAAAGACUACAGCUGGAGCAGCAGCAGCUACAACAGCAGAGACAGAUCCUGUUGGGUCCCAACACUGGAAUGUCUGGUGGGAUGCCGGGCAUGAUGCCUCCUGCUCCUGGGAAGAUGUGAGGAACAGGAAGCCUGAGAUCUGCUGCGAUAACAAACCAUAAUGUGGAGACCGGCCGAGAGGAGAGACAGAGAGACCAUAGAGAAGGGCGAAGGACUGCAGUAAUAAAAAAUAAAAAGAAGAAAAAGCUGUGUGCCAACCACGCAAACCUUAGGCUCACUCCUGUGUGUUGCGUUGGCUAAGAGGAGGAGGAUGUGAUGCGUGUCUGACGCUUCUCUCUCACUGUCUCUCUUUACUCCAACAUAAUGCAGAGACUGAUUUGCAGAAGCACUGUGCUUCUAUUUUCUUUUUUCUUUUUUUAAAUGAAUACUUCUAUAACAUAAAUAAUGUGUUCUCUUAGGGGUUAACAGGUACAGGUGGAUAAAUGAAACGAAAAAAAUCUGGAGGUUACCAAUAUGUCUCAGUGUUUGCAGUCUGAAGAAUGUUAAGUUCUGUCCAUCAUCAUGUGCUUGCUGGUUUCACUUGUUUGUGGAGAAUUAUGCCAACAGAAUAUGUGACAGACAGGUCAGAUGCCACAUGACAAGGGGAGCAUACUAUAAUAUUAGUUUAAUAUACACAUUGGCCACUGGAAGUUCUAUGAGUUACAUGACGCUCUUUUCUACAUGGUGCGUUUCUGUCUAUUUGUCACAAUUCACCAUUGUACUGUGUAUGUAUAUCAAAGUGCAAUCUCACUUGAAACUGGCCACAGCAAUUGAUUUUUAGAAAUAGUUUUCUGGUUUUAAACAAUGGAUUGUAUAAGUCGACGACACCAGAUUUCAUGCUGUUCAGAGAUUCAAAGAUUGCUGUGUUGUUUUGCAUUGGUAGCAUGUGAAGUUAAGACAGGAGACGCCUCAUAUGUCUUUGGACAAGUGUGGUAGCGACGAUUGGUAACGUUUUGAUGCUAAAUGUCUGAAUGUUACUACGUACGGUCUUUAGAGAAUGUUAUUUUCUUUUCUCUGUUGUCGUUCAUGUGAACAUUUUCCGAUCUCUUGCCUCUGUUCACUAAACAAAUCCAUGUCUCUGUUCUGUGUUCAAUAUGACUGCGCUAUUAAAACACCAAAUCAAAUGGAAAA